Messenger RNA from Trichomonas vaginalis G3, 1521 nucleotides. RefSeq names its product armadillo (ARM) repeat-containing protein family. Bases 1 to 1521 code for a protein of 506 amino acids. Lineage: Eukaryota; Parabasalia; Trichomonadida; Trichomonadidae. The transcript has a single exon. The record is from RefSeq and is a predicted model, not a curated record.
AUGUUUUACAAGCCAUCUGAAGAAGACAUUGAAGACUCCAUUAAAGAAAGCAAAUAUCAAAGGUACAUGGAUGUUAAUGAUGCUGAAAUGCUAGAAAAACUCUUUAAUAUCAAAUUCAUUAAUUUUAUAGAAAGCUGUGAAGCCAUUAAUAACCAAUUUACUCAGCAGUCAACACUUGAUAUCAACAAUAUUGAUUGUUUAUCUCACUUUUUCAUUGAAAUUCAUGACGCCAUUAUAGAAAAUCAAUUUACAUUAAAGACAUUCACUAAAGUACUACUCGACAAUGAGAUAGAUAAAGCAAUUUACUAUAUUUUAUCAACAUCAGCCAAUGUUUCAGAAAUAGAAAGCGCUGUUUUCUUUUUAGCAGUUAUUACAGCAUAUUCAUUAGACAGUUUUGGCCAAUUUAUACCUCAGAAUCGAUACUUUCCUCUGAUAUUUAACAUUUUUUGCAAUACAAAUAUAGUUACUCAAGGAAACUUUAAUCAGAACAUUACUGCGUGUUUACUUAACUUAGUUAAAGAUGAAGAAAGAUAUAAUGAUUCAUUUGGUCCUUUCAAUGAUGAUUUUGAAUCUUCAUUCGAAAAUUUUAACAAAAUGAUUGAAUUUAGAUGUGCAGAAGGAGGUCCUUCAUAUUUAUUUAGAAUAUUUAUACCAAUAUAUAACAAAUUCUUCCAAAAUUUUACUAUAGAACACAUUCAAAUUUUAUAUAAUGUUUAUUUAGAAGAUAGACUAGUAUUUACAUACUCAGCACGAUUGGCAAUCAAAAUAAUUCAAAAUAAUAAGACAGAACCCCAAAUUUUAACAAUUUUAUUUGAUUAUUUUUCAGAUUUUUGGAAUCAACUUCCCAGAUACGAUGAAGAAGCAUGGGAUUGUGGUUUAGAACUUUAUUCACAACUACUUACCUAUCUUCCUAAUGAACUUAAGCUUUCUUUGUUAAAUAAUGUAACAAUUUUUCCUUAUCUCAUUGAAAAAGGCAUCAGAAACAAGUAUUUAGCAUCAAAUAUACUUGAUUUCAUGACGAAUUUGAUUAAUAUGUUCAUUCCUUCCGGUGGAAAUAAUCCAAAUUCACAAGAAAUUUGGGCAUUUCAGUUUAUUUUGACAGCUUUGCAAGGAUCAACUGAUAGAAUAAUAUCUCCUAUUAAUGAUAUGUUCGAGCACCUUUCUGCUGAAGGAAAACUUUCUGCUUUAAACUUUUUCAAUGUAUUUUCAUCAAAAAGUCACGAAGCAGCACAAAACAUUGUUAGAAUUAUUGAUAUAGACAUUCUUACUGAGUUUUUGGAUUCAGGAUCCAAUAAAGAAAUCUCCGUUUCAUUGGAUUUGAUUCUCAGACUGUUAUUCACUGCCAGACAGAUUGGAGAGAGAGCUGCUGUUGAUUUUGUUGAAUAUUUGGAAAUGCAUGAUAUACAUGAAUAUAUGAGAGAUCUCCAAGAAAAUGAUGACGAAAGGAUUCAAUACAUGGCUCAGAGAGUUAUUGAUACUGUGUAUGACAUUGUUGGAGAGGAAGAAGAUGAUGAACAAUAA